UCUGAAUGAGGGCAAUACAACACUGGUUAGGGUUUUACGCUGAUCCAGGAAUUGGCGGGCAUUUGGUUAGAAGAUGAAACCAGUGGUUGGACUGGUGGUGUCGAACAAAAUGCAGAAAUCGGUAGUGGUCGCCGUCGACAGUCUAUUCCAUAAAAGAAUCUACAAUCGCUACAUGACACAUGAUGAACAAAAUCGGUGCAAUAUUAGCGAUCGAGGAAGAAACAAGGGUUCUAGAGAAGUGAAGAGAUUUUAUUCAAGUGGAGGAACACCAAAAGAAUGGAGAAGUUCCUCAACACUAUAUGGCUAUCCAGUUAUGGGGCAAGUUCAGAAGCAAAUCAUGGAUGCACUUCACUUGGGCGAAAGAAAAAGGGCUUCCAGUCUGCUGUCUCAUUUUGACUACAACAAGCCUGCAUUGAUAGCGAACAAUUUCGUUCAAAUUCUUGAAUAUUGUACAUUGGCACCUGAUCCCCUGUUUGCCAUGGAGAUUUGGAGAACUAUGGAGGAAAAAGGAAUUGACAUGAACAAUGAAUGCCACACUCUUGUUAUCCUUGCCCUCUGCAAAGGUGGUUACUUAGAGGAGGCAUUCACCUUGAUGAGUAAUUAUGGGGAAACACCAGAUUUUUAUCCUACUCUGAGCAAAUAUAAUACUCUUCUGAGAGCUUCUGCUAAAAUGCGGAGUGGAACUCAUGUCAGUAAAUGUUUGGAUCUAAUGGAGCGUGAUAUGGUGGGGAAAAAUGAAGUAACGUAUGGCCAGCUCCUCAGGCUUGCAGUUUUUCAGAAAAAUCUCUCAGCAGUUCAUAGCAUCUGGAAGGAGUAUACCAGAUAUUACAGUUUCAACCUUUUUUCUCUAAGAGAAUUCAUCUGGUCCUUUUCGAGGUUGGGAGAUAUUGAUGCUGCAUGUGAAGCUUUACGGCAACUGGUGACCUUAGCUUUCCGGGGAGGAUUUAUCAUCAAGAGAAAUGCUGACAAACAAAUGCUCUUUCCAAGACUGAGUGUACCAAUACCUUUCUACAAUAAUUUGGAUUUGAGCAGAUGUAGAAAGGUUAAUAUAACCUGCGUUCCUUCUGUAUAUGAAAAUGGUAAGGAAAAGUCUACUCAGGCAAAUAGUAUGGACCAUCACAAAGUUGUGGACUUUGACUUGAAAGAAGUCAAAAGUGUUGGAAUGGUGCUAGGAAAUCCAAAAGGCAUUUUUGUUACCAAGAUCUUGAGGCUUUCCUUUACUCAUGUUAUAAAAGCUUGUGCACGAGCUAAAAACCAUAAGCUGGCGGAGCAGUUAUUCUUUCAGAUGCAAAAUCUUGGCAUCCAGCCAUCACGUGGUGCAUAUGAUGGCCUUAUUAGAGUGCUUGCUCGAACCAGAGGUUUCCAUGAUGGCAUGGAAGUGCUAAAGUUGAUGCAACAAAAGAAUCUCAAGCCACUUGAUUCAACUCUUGCAGCACUAUCUAUAAGUUGCAGUAAAGACUUGGAAUUGGAUUUGGCUGCGGCGUUUUUGAAUCAGAUGGCCAAAUGUGAAAGACCAUAUCCUUAUAAUGCGUUGCUUAAAGCAUGUGAUAUCCUGGAUACACCUGAACGUGGGGUUCAUGUAUUUGGUAAAAUGAAGCAGCUGAAAGUAACUCCAAAUAUCAAAACAUAUGAGUUGCUAUUUUCAUUGUUUGGCAACGUGAAUGCUCCCUAUGAAAAUGGAAAUAUUUUGUCACAAGCAGAAGUUGCUAAAAGGAUACGUGCUCUAGAGGAUGAUAUGAUGAGAAAUGGCAUUCAGCACAGUUAUUUAUCAAUAAGGAACUUGCUGCACGCACUUGGAUCAGAGGGGAUGAUAAGCAGGCUCUUACACUACUUGCGUGUGGCAGAAAACCAAUAUCCUCCACGAACCCCAAUCUACAACAUAGUGUUGCAUUCACUUGUUGAUGCUGAGGAGGGUGACGUGGCUAUCAAUGUAUUCAAGACUUUGAUGUCACAUGGCUAUUGUCCAAAUGGUGUGACUCUUAAUAUUAUGAUUGACUGCUGCACCAUUACCAGAUCAUUCAAAUCCGCUCAGGGUUUGAUCGCCAUGAGGAUUCGUUAUGGUUAUCCACCUAACGUGCAAACUUAUACGUCUCUUAUAAAGGCUGUGUUGGCAUUGGGAGAUUUUGAUGAAGCAUUGACCCUUCUGAACCAUGCAUGCUCGGAAGGAAUCCAAAUUGAUGCAUUGUUGUUCAACGCAAUUCUCAGAGAAGCAGCUUGGCAGGAUAGAAUAGACAUAAUCGAAUUUGUGAUGGAUCGUAUGCUGAAAGAGAAAGUCCGACCUGAUGCUGCAACCUGCGGUUACGUUUUCUCACUAUACGUUGAUCGUGGUUUCUAUAACACGGCCAUGGAGGCACUGCAAGUUAUGAGUAUAUGCAUGUUAUCCGAACAAGAUAUCAACGAAAACACAACACUUUUCGAGGAUGACUUCAUUUAUGCAGAAGAUUUGGAGGCCGAAUCAAGAGCUUUGGAACACUUCAUAGACUCCGAGCAUCAUGCCGUAGCCCUUUUGAACUUAAGAUGGUGUGCCAUGCAGGGGAACCCGAUUUCAUGGUCGAUCCAUGAUAGCUCGUGGGUCAAGAGGCUCUCGGCUGCAAACCGUUAUAGAUAAAUCGACUACUAAUUUGAGAUAAAAGACAUUUACCAACAAUUGUAUUAAGAAAAUAAGAAAAUGCAUUGGUUGGUUUUUACUUUGUUGUUUUAGGUUAAAUUGUGCCAAAAUAAAAAAAAAGUCGUUUUAGUUCAU
Molecule: messenger RNA, 2743 nt
Organism: Cynara cardunculus var. scolymus (artichoke)
Lineage: Eukaryota; Viridiplantae; Streptophyta; Magnoliopsida; Asterales; Asteraceae
Product: pentatricopeptide repeat-containing protein At1g76280
Exons: 13
Coding region: 74-2608 (844 amino acids)
Biological process (GO): translation
Cellular component (GO): ribosome
Molecular function (GO): structural constituent of ribosome; protein binding
Source: RefSeq, a predicted model, not a curated record